Molecule: messenger RNA, 793 nt
Organism: Vitis riparia (riverbank grape)
Lineage: Eukaryota; Viridiplantae; Streptophyta; Magnoliopsida; Vitales; Vitaceae
Product: photosystem I reaction center subunit N, chloroplastic
Exons: 3
Coding region: 106-627 (173 amino acids)
Biological process (GO): photosynthesis
Cellular component (GO): chloroplast photosystem I
Source: RefSeq, a predicted model, not a curated record
UUCCUUCCACAUCACUCCUUAUCAAUUAUCCAGCCCCCUUCCAAAACAUUGCUUAGUCUCUGAAUUUGCACUUCAGCUUCUCCUCUUGCACUUACAGCUGCAGCAAUGGCAUCAGUCAACUCCAGUGUUCUAGCAUGUAACUAUGCCAUCUCCGGUGCUGGAGCUCCGGAGCUUAACUCCAAGCUUGUUUCAAUGCCAUCUGCUGCAUCCCCAGCUGUGGCUGGUCUCAAACUGCCUGCGAUCAGGGCCCAACAGGCCAGAGUUUCUGAUUCCAAAAAUUCGGGUGCUGGCGAGGGGAGAAGAGCUGCCCUUGUGUACUUGGCUGCCACCCUUUUCACCACUGCUGCUGCCACCUCUUCUGCCAAUGCUGGGGUGAUUGACGACUACCUGGAAAAGAGCAAAGCGAACAAGGAGUUGAACGACAAGAAAAGGUUGGCUACAAGCGGAGCAAACUUCGCCAGAGCAUACACUGUUCAAUUUGGAACCUGCAAGUUCCCUGAGAACUUCACUGGCUGCCAGGAUCUCGCCAAGAAAAAAAAAGUGCCUUUCCUUUCUGAAGAUCUAGAGUUGGAGUGUGAAGGAAGGGACAAGUACAAGUGCGGUUCCAAUGUUUUCUGGAAAUGGUGAAGAGGGCAAUCUGUUUAUCUCUCUGGCAAACCAUCUACUACCCUCCAACAUGUAUCUAAUUUUCCAUCGAGAAUCUUUGAAUGCUUUACUCAACUUAUGUUCUCUCUACACUUUCUUUCUGUUGCUUUCUUUUUCUUUUAUUGAGUACUCAGAGGUUAUUGUGGAA